This is a messenger RNA of Oryza sativa Japonica Group (Japanese rice), 2222 nucleotides long. RefSeq names its product disease resistance protein PIK6-NP-like. The record is from RefSeq and is a predicted model, not a curated record. NCBI's taxonomy places the organism in Eukaryota, Viridiplantae, Streptophyta, Magnoliopsida, Poales, Poaceae.
AUUUUAUUUGUUGAAUUGGCACUGAUACUGCCAGUUCUUGCUCCUAGGAGCGCGCACGGGCUCAAGUGAACGAGUGACCUCUACCAGUACCAGUUUUUGUCUAACUCGCACUUAAGGAUCGUGUUCAAUCCCGAGAUCUUUUAAUUGUUUACACCUAGAGGCAUCCGCCACCUUUUGGUCGUCGCCGCCACCUCCAUUGUCCUUGUUAUAAAAUCAGACCCGGUAGCACAUCGAGAAAUAAACACAGAAGAAACGUCACAGGAGAUCCAAACACGAUAUCGCCGCUGAACCAAGAUAUUAGUAGAGGUCCUGAACCGGCUUUCCUCCGUCUGAAUCGGCAGUCGUAGCCACUGAAUCAGCUUUCUGUUCCUGAAAACCAUCAACGAAGGAGGGGCAGAUCGAUCCCCUUUCUCCCAUCCUCGCUCCUCGCGCUCACACGGCACUCCUCAGCACCCGCCACUGCUGCCGCCAACACAGGAGCCGCCGCGCAUCACUGCUCCUCUGUGCCCCUGAGGACGUCACCGCCGGUGGCCACUUCCGCCGCCGCCUCCUUGCCUCCUGAACGCUGCCGGUGAGAGUGCCGCCGCUGUGGGCUUCCCGCCGGUCGAGGACGCCGAUGCCCACGAGUCGCUCCAACGCAGAGGAAGUCGCCGCCCUGCUGUCGGAACCCGCCGCUCCACCACCUGGAGCCGGCGCCGCCAAGUCGUCCGCCGCCUGCACCGCUGUUUGAUCCGCUCGACGCCAAAACCAUAGUCGCCAGCCGUUAAUAGUUCGGCAAAUUUAGGAGGAAGUUUGAGGCUCUUGUGUCGCUCUCACGCGGGUGGCUCGGGGGCAGAACCGCCGCUGGAAACCGCGCGGCCGGCCCGGAAGGUAGCGGCGGGGAAAAUGUGCCGGCGGUGGAGUUUUCUUCUCGGCGUGGGAGGAGAAACAGCGCGCGUACGGCGGGAGGCGGCGGCUGGCGGGGCGGAUCCGCCUCCGGCAACAUUCGCCAUGCAUCUUCAUUUGUCUCCGCUUGAUGCUGACCGAAGGGGUCCCUGACCUACCAUCAACACAAAUGAUUGUUUUGUAUUCGUGCCAUGCAUGACCCGGUCCAGUACUGCCUGCACGCGGAGAGUGCAACGAACCUCACUACCCACCUAAUAGGACUAGUAAACGAGAAGUCAAGGUAUUUUAUUGUUGCUCAUGGCUUUGUGGACCGAAUUGGGAUAUUGGAUUGGUCAGGUACCUGAGUGAGUACUACGCUGUUAAUAUAGAUUGACAUGAAAUGGAAAACAGAGUCCUCGGCGUCUAAACCCACCUAACCCAUGAUAGACUGCUGGUAAUUUAAUUUCAAAUGUCAGGGGAAUAUGAUUGUCUGCAUGAUGCGCGAGUGAUAUAAACUCCAUGAUAAGCAUCCUCUCUGCUCAGACCUCAGAGAGCUCACUGCAAAAGCUACCAUUUCUGAUUCGAUCUGGUCGCCAAGUUCUCUCCCCUGUGCAGUCUUUGGCGAAGGUGAAGAAUCCAUUCAAUCGAUGGCGGAGACGGUGCUGAGCAUGGCGAGGUCGCUGGUGGGCAGUGCCAUCAGCAAGGCCACCUCUGCGGCGGCCCAUGAGGCGAGCCUCCUACUCGGCGUCCAGAAGGACAUCUGGUAUAUCAAAGAUGAGCUGAAAACAAUGCAAGCGUUCCUACGAGCUGCUGAAGUUAUGAAGAAGAAAGAUGAGCUCUUAAAGGUUUGGGCAGAACAGAUACGUGACUUGUCCUAUGACAUUGAAGAUUGCCUUGACGAAUUCAAGGUCCAUAUUGAGAGCCAAAAUCUGUUUUAUCAGAUGGUGAAGCUCAGAAAGCGCCAUCUGAUAGCUACCCAAAUCCGUAACCUCAAAUCAAGAGUUGAAGAAGUGAGUAGCAGAAACUCACGCUACAAUUUAGUCAAACCUAUUUCAUCCAGCAAUGAGGAUGACAUGGAUUGUUACGCAGAAGACAUUCGUAAUCAGUCAACUAGCAAUGUAGAUGAAACUGAGCUUGUGGGGUUCUCUGACUCUAAGAUAAGGUUGCUCGAAUUAAUCAGUGCCAAUGUAAUAAUGGUCCAACCAAAGUAAUAUGUGUGGUUGGGAUGGGUGGUUUAGGCAAGACAGCUCUUUCCAGGAAGAUCUUUGAAAGCAAAGAGGACAUCGGAAAGAACUUUCCAUGUAAUGCAUGGAUCACUGUGUCACAAUCAUUUAACAGGAUUGAGCUACUCAAAGAUA